AUGGCAUCCGGACGGUCAGCCCAGAAACCCGUCUCAUACAUGUGUUCUCUGUGUAAAAAAAGAGACAACGUAAAAUGGUUCUGUAACGACUGUCAACAAGAUUUAUGUGACCAAUGUAAGGAAUUUCAUACGCGCGGGACAAAAACUAAAAGCGAUGACGUCGUAUCCAUAGGGAAGGCUAACCGUCAGAAUGCCAAACCUUUACCAGAGGUAUGUAAAUUACAUCCCGGCAAACUAUGUGACGGGUACUGUUGUGAUUGUGAUAUGUUGGUUUGUUUGAUGUGUCUUUCUCAGACACAUAAACACCACAACUGGAAAAAUCUGGAAGACGAAGUUAUUUUGAAACAACAACAAAUAAAAGAACACAUUACGAAAAUUUCUGCGAAAAUAACACUUUUCAAGAACGAGACGUUACUACUAUAUCGUGCUAAGAAAGUGGCUGUUGACAAUAUUGACGGAACACGAACAGAAGUGAACAGUCAGAGGAUAAAACUGAAGUAUGAAGUAGAUCAAAUCGCGAAUGCGGUACUGGCAGAGGUAUCGUCCUUGGAAAAAGAACAGCUGGCCCAGUAUGAUAAGGUCUGUCAACCAUUCGAGAAAAAAAUAGGAGAGCUGACGCGUCUUCUUGAAAAAGCUGAAAUGGCAAAUACAUCAUGUGUAUCCAUGUUUGAAACGGAGAGGUUAUUGAGGUCAACUCUGCCUAUGUAUGACGUAAACGUAGAGAAUGUUUCACGACAACUCCCAAACUUUGUUGCCGGAAGUAUUGCCCGCCAUUUGUUGAAGGAAAUGUUUGGAGUAUUAAUCCGUUCGAACCAGUACGAGAAGAUAGACAUCGACAGUAACCACAUUCAACGCCUCUCAAAGUUCACUGUUAAUCAACAAACAGAUAUAUACGAUAUAUGUCCAGUGGACGACAGACAUGCGUGGUUAUCAAUUUACAAACACAAAGGUCUAGUACUGGUCAACAGGGACAGCUUGAUAGCAGCGGAAGUUACAUUGGACUUCUGCCCGCGCGGUAUCGCCAUGGUAGGGACGACUGAUGUGCUUAUUACCCAGGACCCUUGUAGAACAUCUAUAUAUAAAGUAUCUCUACAAAACAAAAAGUUGACAACAUUCGCCAACAUCAGUCCACAUCACGCACGGGAUAUCAGCAUCAACAAGACAGGCGAAGUGUUUGUCACCACCGGGACCCCAGACAUAGUGGUACUGAAUCAGUCAGGUACGACUGCUAGGAAGUUUUCCUGUGGGUUGGAUAAAUCACUAUACAUUUCAUGUUUGUCAUCAGGACAUCUUGGAGUGAUGGGAGAUGGACAUGCGGGUAGACACAUCAUCCUUAUAGACGAGUCAGGUACGGCCAUACAUAGAUGGACUGGUGAAUUGGACAAUGGUCAAAAAGCUCGUGAUAUGUUCCUAUGUAACAUUACAUGUGAUAAAUACAACAGAUUGUUUAUACCAGACCUCUAUAACAAUCAGGUGUAUGUCCUAUCAAGUGGAAAGAAACAGGCCAGGUGUAUUCUUGACCAGAAAUACGGAAUUGACAAUCCUUUAGUGGUGAGUGUGAACACGUGUGGGAACGUGUGGAUCGGUUGUCGUGACGGUACUGUACACGUCAUGCGACUUUAA
Ylistrum balloti is the source of this 1623-nucleotide messenger RNA. RefSeq lists its product as uncharacterized. The record is from RefSeq and is a predicted model, not a curated record. Lineage: Eukaryota; Metazoa; Mollusca; Bivalvia; Pectinida; Pectinidae. The coding region runs from base 1 to 1623 and encodes 540 amino acids. Gene Ontology annotation, molecular function: zinc ion binding. The transcript has a single exon.